GAGCUUCCCCGUCACUUCCUUUCUCUGCUAUUUCUUCUUCUUCUUCUUCUCGAGAACUGUAACAGACUGCCACUUCCUUUCGCUGGACCUUUUUUCACAAAGAUGGGGAUCUGUCCUGGCAUGGAGAUGCUUCAGAAGCUCUUGGAGGCGUUUUUCUCUAGAUGUCUGAUGAAGUUCGGCUACGGCGAUGGUGGUGGCGGCAGCGGAAAUGGACGGAGAAUCAGAGGUACGGUGGUUCUUAUGAAAAAGAGUGUUCUCGACUUCAAGGAUGUUAAGGCUUCAGUUGUCGAUCGGAUUCAUGAAUUCCUUGGAAAAGGUGUUUCCAUUCAACUCAUCAGCUCCGAUCUUCCCGCCUCAGAGGAUAGAUUGGGGGUGGAAAUGGUGGGGAAGGCAGCGAUGUUGGAGCAAUGGAUCUCGACGGUGAAGCCGUCGUUAACGGCAGACGAGAUCGAGUUCACGGUGUUCUUUGAAUGGGAGGAAAGGAUGGGAGUACCAGGAGCUUUCAUCAUUAGAAACCAUCACUCCAGCCAGUUUUACUUGAAGACAGUCACCUUACAUGACGUUCCGGGCUAUGGCUCUGUGCAUUUCGUUUGUAAUUCGUGGGUGUAUCCUGCUCAUCGAUAUACUUAUGACCGUGUCUUCUUCUCGAACAAGAGUUAUCUUCCGAGUAAAACACCUGAGCCACUACGGAAGUACAGGGAAAAUGAACUUAUUAACCUCCGUGGAAAUGGCGUCGGUGAGCUCAAGGAGUGGGAUAGAGUUUACGACUAUGCUUGCUACAACGAUCUCGGAAUGCCAGACAUGAGCAAAAGGUUCGUCCGCACUGUUCUUGGAGGUUCGAAGGAGUUUCCCUAUCCACGAAGAGGUCGAACCGGUCGAAAACAAGCAAAAUCAGAUCCAAGCUGUGAAAGCAGGCUGCAAUUGCUGAGUUUAGACAUUUACGUGCCGAGAGACGAGCGGUUCUGCCACCUGAAGUUAUCAGACUUUCUAGCUUAUGCUGUGAAGUCAAUUGUUCAGACAUUGCUCCCAGAGAUCAGAUCUUUAUGUGACAAAACUAUUAAUGAGUUUGAUUGCUUUCAAGAUGUUCUAGAUCUUUAUGAAGGAGGAAUGAGGCUACCAAAUGAAAUACUAGGCAACCUAAGGGAUCUGGUUCCUUGGCAGCUGUUUAGGGAGCUGAUGCGUUCCGAUGGCCACCAAUUCCUAAAGUUUCCAGUGCCUGAUGUGAUCAAAGAGAGCAAAACAGCUUGGAGAACGGAUGAAGAGUUCGGACGAGAAAUGCUAGCAGGAGUGAACCCGGUCAUUAUUCGUCGACUCCAAGAGUUCCCUCCAACCAGCAAAUUGGAUCCUAAAUUAUAUGGAAAGCAGAACAGUUCCAUAACAGAAGAGCACAUAGCCAAGCACUUGAAUGGGCUCACUGUUGAUCAGGCUUUGGAAAUGAACAAGCUGUUCAUUCUGGAUCAUCAUGAUUCACUGAUGCCAUACAUCAGUAGAAUUAACUCGACAUCCACGAAGACAUACGCUACUCGAACACUCCUCGUUCUACAGGAUAACGGGAUCUUGAAGCCAAUAGCAAUUGAACUAAGUCUACCACACCCACAAGGAGAUCAUCAUGGAGCUGUGAGCAAAGUUUUCACUCCAGCAGAGAACGGCAUUGAGGGAUCUGUUUGGCAGUUGGCUAAAGCUUAUGUCGCAGUCAAUGAUUCUGGCUAUCACCAGCUGAUCAGCCAUUGGCUGAACACGCAUGCUGUGAUAGAACCAUUCAUCAUAGCCACAAACAGACAUUUAAGUGUUAUGCAUCCAAUCUAUAAGCUUCUUCAUCCACACUUCAGAGACACAAUGAACAUAAACGCCAUGGCAAGGCAGGUUCUCAUCAACGCUGGUGGAAUUCUCGAAAUCACUGUCUUCCCUGGAAAAUACGCCUUGGAAAUGUCAGCUGUUCUUUACAAGAACUGGGUUUUCACAGACCAGGCACUCCCGGCUGAUCUAAUCAAUAGAGGAGUGGCAGUUCCUGAUCCAAGUAGCUCCCAUGGCCUCAAGCUUCUGAUAGAGGAUUACCCAUAUGCCGUGGACGGGCUCGAGAUCUGGUCUGCAAUUGAGACAUGGGUUAGAGAAUAUUCUUGUUUCUAUUACAAAUCAGAUGAAAUGGUUCAACAGGACACCGAAAUUCAAUCAUGGUGGACAGAGCUUCGCAAUGUCGGGCAUGGCGAUUUGAAAGACGAACCAUGGUGGCCUAAAAUGAACACAAGAGAAGACCUAAUCCAAUCAUGCGCCACCAUCAUUUGGAUAGCUUCAGCCCUCCACGCCGCUGUGAACUUCGGGCAAUAUCCCUACGCCGGGUACCUCCCGAACCGCCCGACGGUGAGCCGCCGAUUCAUGCCGGAACCAGGCACACCGGAGUUCAGAGAGCUGGAGACCGACCCGGAUUUAGCGUACUUGAAAACGAUUACAGCGCAGCUACAAACGAUCCUGGGCGUCUCGCUAAUUGAGAGCCUAUCCCGACAUUCGGUGGAUGAGAUUUAUCUUGGGCAGAGAGAUACGGCGGACUGGACGACGGAUGAAGAACCGAUGGCAGCUUUUGAGAGAUUUGGGGAUCGGUUGAGGGAGAUUGAGGAGAAGAUUAUGAGUAUGAACAACGAUGAGAGAUGGAGGAAUCGAGUUGGGCCGGUGAAAAUGCCUUACACGUUACUGUUUCCCAAUACCUCGAAUUUCUACGAAGAAGAAGGGCUCAACGCUAGAGGGAUCCCAAACAGCAUUUCGAUCUGAAAAACUUUCAUAGAUUUCCAUCUCCAAAUCGUGUUUUUUUUUCCAGAGAUUCUGUGUGGUGAGUUUGUGCUAGAAUUUAUAAUAAAUCUCUCAGCCUUUGUGGGAGAAUGAAAUUUUUUCGUUCCAA
Messenger RNA from Cucurbita maxima (winter squash), 2890 nucleotides. RefSeq names its product probable linoleate 9S-lipoxygenase 5. Bases 103 to 2763 code for a protein of 886 amino acids. The transcript is spliced from 9 exons. NCBI's taxonomy places the organism in Eukaryota, Viridiplantae, Streptophyta, Magnoliopsida, Cucurbitales, Cucurbitaceae. Gene Ontology annotation, molecular function: metal ion binding; protein binding; oxidoreductase activity, acting on single donors with incorporation of molecular oxygen, incorporation of two atoms of oxygen. Gene Ontology annotation, biological process: lipid oxidation. The record is from RefSeq and is a predicted model, not a curated record.